This is a messenger RNA of Hemicordylus capensis (graceful crag lizard), 3666 nucleotides long. RefSeq lists its product as uncharacterized. The transcript is spliced from 4 exons. NCBI's taxonomy places the organism in Eukaryota, Metazoa, Chordata, Lepidosauria, Squamata, Cordylidae. Bases 2586 to 3200 code for a protein of 204 amino acids. The record is from RefSeq and is a predicted model, not a curated record.
CAUUCCUUUGAUGGUGUGCACAUGCAGAAAGCAAUACAUUUUACUUUUUAAAUUUAAGUGCUGUUGCUGAACAGCACACCUCCAGCGUACUAGACUUCCAGCUUACUGAAUUUCUGCAACAUUUUCACCUGCUUACCACCUACUUCUUUUAAAGCUCCCAUUUUGCUUGGAGUCUAGGUUGAUGAAAUUAAGUGUUUCCUAGUUGUUUGGACUUGGUUGCUGAAGUCAUAAAUUACUUCCUGAAAAUCUGGUCCCACUGUUUCUCUUUCCUCCUGCCCAGUCAUCCCGCUCUAAUAAUUUAGCUGCAUUCUUACACACAGUUUUCUGCAAGUAAGUCCCACUGAAGUUAAUGGGACUUACAUCUGAGUAAACAUUCACCAGUUGUGCUGCUGGGAUCAUAAUUUUAAACCUUUUAUUUGUUCAGUCUUCAAUUCCUGCUCUUUCAUUCUUUUGAUUACUGGGGUGCUGACAAUAAGAUUGAUAGUGUAAAUAGUAUACUGCUUUUAUUAAUUUUUUCAGUCACGUUUGUGGGGGGGUUCAAGUCCCCACCUAUGUAAGUAACCACUCCACUACAGGUUGUGCUAUGGUGGUCCAUUCCUUUUUCUACCUCCACAAAAUUUUGUACUCUGUGCUCAUGUUAAGAACAUAAGAACAGCCCUGCUGGAUCAGGCCCAAGGCCCAUCUAGUCCAGUAUCCUGUGUCACACAGUGACCCAGCAGAUGCCCCUGAGAAGCUCACAGGCAAGACGUUGCUCUUUCUGUUGCUCCCCUGCAACUGGUAUUUAGAGGCAUCUUGCCUCAGAGGCUGGAGGUGGCCUAUAGCCUCCAGAUUAGUAACCAUUGAUAAGAAUAUAAGCCAUUGAUAAGAACACUAAAAAGUAAAAAAGUGAUAUUGAAAAAAUACCCUUUUCCCCAUAAAUUGGAUGGCUAUUGUGGCCAACACCCCCCCCCCACACACACACAGACACAAAAAAAAAAAAAAAAAAAAAAAAAACCAAGAAAGAAGCAGGGGCUCUAUGAACCCUCAGCAACAUAACCCAUAGGAAUAAUUCAUCACCGUCAGGAAAGGCCCUAGUGCUUGUAUACCAAAAUAGAGCUGAGAUCCCAGCUCUCUACCUCCAAGCCAGCACUUGGUGGGAGUGGAUAUUCCAGCUGAUGUCAGCUUUGAUGAGGCCAGUGAGUUUCAAGGUGGCAGCUGCAGUGCUUGAUACAACUCCAGUGUACGAAAGAACUCUAGAGCUUCCAGUCCAAUAAAAGCCAUGGGUAGAUGUAGGUUCUUAUCUCUUUGACUAAUGUGGUUAUCAUGCAAAACACAUAUGACACAACGGGAUGGAUGGGGUGUUUUAAAAAGUGGUAGAGCUCAUGCUUUGUAUACAGAAGGUCCUGGGAUCAUUCCAUGACAUCCCCAGAGGGUCCACCCGAGAAGGUUACUGGAUCCUAUAGGAUUUCAGGAAGCCUUGGAGGGAUUUAGUGUUGGCUCUGCUGGUGACCCUGUUGACACUCUGGUGGAGAACUGGAAAAAUCAACUCACCAGGGCAGUGGAUAUGAUCACUCCUAAGUGUCCUCUCUGACCCACUUUGAAAUUGGCCCCUUGGUAUACGGAAGAACUACGGAGGCUGAAGCGGCAAGAUAGACAACUAGAGCACAAGUGGAGGAAGACUCAACUUGAAUCGGACAGAUUAUUACAUAGAGAGCAUUUGAAGUCCUUUGCUGGGGUGAUAUGUGCGGCAAAGAAGCAGUUCUUUUCCUCUCGUAUCGUGUUCAGAAGCUCACGUACAGCGGAGUUGUUCAGGAUUGUGAAGGGGCAAAUGUGAGCCCCUUCUCCCUUGAAUCAGUACUUGAAACCGACAAUUACUCUAUGUGACCUUCCAAAUGAGUUUUUUUGUGGACAAAAUCUCUCGUAUUUGGGUCAACUUAGAUUCAAACUCCACAAUUGUUAGGGAUGCCGAGGUGUCCAGCAGUUCUCCUUAUGUGAUGACCAUGGAUCAGUUUCAGUUCAUGACCCCUGAGGAUGUGGACAAGUUGCUUGGAAUGGUGUGGCCUACCACCUGCCCUCUUGAUUCUUGCCCAACAUGGCUUAUAAAAUCUAGCAAGGAAGCUGUUGUAGAGGGCCUUGUAAAAAUCAUAAAUACUCUCUGAGGGAGGGCAGGAUGCCUCCUUGUCUUAAGGAGACAAUUAUUAGACCAUUUCUGAAGAAGCCUGCCUUGGAUCCCUUAGAGUUAAGCAAUUACAGGCCUGUCCCCAAUCUUCCAUGGCUGGGCAAGGUGAUUGAGAAGGUGGUGGCCUCCCAGCUCCAGGCAGUCGUGGAGGAAACUGAUCAUCUAGAUCCAUUUCAAACUGGCUUUUGGGUGGGCUACCUUGUUCUGCCUGAUGGAUGAUCUUCAACUGGGAAUUGACAGAGGGAGUAUGACUCUGUUGGUAAUCUCUCAGCGGCUUUCAAUAUUAUUGACCAUAGUAUACUUCUGGAAUGUCUGAGGGGACUGGGGGUGGGAGGCACUGCUGUGCAGUGGUUCCGCUCCUACCUCACAGGCAGAUGCCAGAUGGUGUAUCUUGGAGACUGUUGUUCUUCAAAAUCUGAACUUUCGUAUGGUGUCCCUCAGGGCUCCAUAUUGUCUCCAGUGUUGUUUAUCGUCUUCAUGGAACUGCUGGGAGAGAUCAUCAGGAGAUUUGGUGCAGGAUGUUAUCAAUAUGCUGAUGACACCCAAAUCUAUUUCUCCAUGUCAACAGCAUCAGGAGAAGUCUCUAAAUGCCUGCCUGGAGGCAGUAAUGGGCUGGAAAAGGGAUAACAAACUGAGGCUGAAUCCAGAUAAGACAGACGUACUUAUAGUUCAGGGUCGGAACUCAGGAGACUAUUUUGAUCCGUCGGUUCUGGAUGGGCUCAUGCUCCCCCAGAAGGAACAGCUGUUGGGAAAGUGCAAACAUGGCUGCCCACCACCACUACCAUUAUUUAAACCUCAUCGCCAUCAACUUCAUCACCGGGAUCUUUCCCAGAGAAUUUACUGUGCAUUUUCUAAAAUUGGCCCUGGUGAAUCUUUCAUGAACGUCUCUCAGCUAGCUCCAUGUGGAAAGAAAGAUGAUGAGAACAGUUUCCCUGAAGCUAAAAUGUUCUCAAUAAUUUGCAGUAACCCCGCCACACACACACAAAAUAAGCAAAGUGUAAGUGUUAUGGUCUGGGAAUUUCCCCAAGCAAUUCCAGGAUAAAUCAGAAAGGAGACUAAUAGAAAGCCUGCCAGAGGAUGCUAAGCACAGUGUGCCAUCUCCUCCAUUCACUUUCUAUACUUGCUGCCAUUUUGUCAAACUUCCUUUUGAUCUGAGCAAGACUGUGCCUGAGGGAUGUUUACCCACUUGCAAUUAAUUGAAAUGGUUUCAUUCUGUUAACUUUUUAGAUCAACUGUUGAGGUGGAUGUUAUUUCAAAGUGAGCUCUCAGAGCUCAAAGGUCACAAAACUUUCCAUUUGCACUGUGAGGGAGUCUUGCAUAUGGAAUAUUUCAUUUGUAGUAACCUGACAGAAGAUGCUGAGCAUGACGAAGAAUGGUUUACCAAAGGAAGAAAAAGAAAUAUUAAAUAGGAUAUCAUAUAUGCUAUAUAGAUUAGCAGACCUUUGCUUGCUAGCUUUAGAGGACCUACUGGGAAUACUUUGACUUUCUGUUCUGCCUUCUACUUUUAA